AUGUGCUUCAUCUUUAACUCGAAAGAGAACCGAAACAAGUUUGAUGUGAAUGCAGAUGAAGGGAUCUUUCUUGGCUGCUCUCUUACCUCCAAGGCAUACAGGGUUCUGAAUAGAAAAUCAAAGAAGAUUGAGGAAACCUAUUAUGUCACAUUUGAUGAUAGUUACGUGAAGAAACUUCAAUCAAGCGAUACUCCAAUGAAGGAGAUCUUUCUACAAAAAGCAAAAGCAGCAGAUAAUAAAGUUGACAACCUGACGGAGAUAUUAAACAAAGCGGCGCAAGGCAUUGAAAGCGAACCUCAAGAUCAAGGCAAACCUCAAAGUUCAAGCGAACCUCAAGAUCAAGUGGAGAAUCCAUCUCCAACAAGGAACCAUGAAAGUCCAAUCGAGGGGGAGAAUUCUAAACCGGAUGUUGAGAUUGUUUCUUCAUUCGAGGGGGAGAAUAAUAAUACAAAUGUCGAAGAUUCUCAAUCAGAAUUCGAAGAGGAAAUAAAUGCUGAAUUGGAUCCUGCUUAUGAUCCAGAUUAUCCCCCACUCAAGCCUGAAAGAAAAGGGGAGAAGGACGGUCAAUCAUCUAAAGUUUCUACAACCAAGAAGCGAAAGUCUGAACAAGAAACCCCAUCUGCUCCAAAUAAACGAAAGCUUAAGAAGAAGGCACACAAGCUGAAGGCUCCUUCUUCAAAUGAUUCUGACUAUGUUCCAUCCGAUCAACAACCCGAACCAGAGUCAAGUGAUGAUGAUGUUUCUCAACAUAAGAGUUCGCUUCGAGGUAAUUCGCCUCCACCUUCACCAACUCAUGAAGGUAACCGAGCCUCACCUCUUCCUUCUCCUACACAAUCGGUUCCUAUAACAAUUGCUCCGUGCCCUCCUCCCAUCUCAUCUUCAACUACAACUUCAACUGCAAUUCCUACCCCUUUAUUCUUAAAAGUUACCAUAAUCACUACUACUACAACCGAACCUCAAGUUCAUGUCAACGUAUCUGAUACGGGGGUACCUACUUCAUAA
This is a messenger RNA of Lactuca sativa (garden lettuce), 1002 nucleotides long. The record is from RefSeq and is a predicted model, not a curated record. Lineage: Eukaryota; Viridiplantae; Streptophyta; Magnoliopsida; Asterales; Asteraceae.